This is a messenger RNA of Mytilus californianus (California mussel), 4709 nucleotides long. RefSeq lists its product as uncharacterized. NCBI's taxonomy places the organism in Eukaryota, Metazoa, Mollusca, Bivalvia, Mytilida, Mytilidae. The coding region runs from base 122 to 1867 and encodes 581 amino acids. The record is from RefSeq and is a predicted model, not a curated record. Gene Ontology annotation, biological process: protein palmitoylation. The transcript is spliced from 9 exons. Gene Ontology annotation, molecular function: protein binding; palmitoyltransferase activity. Gene Ontology annotation, cellular component: Golgi membrane.
UGGUCAGAAUAGAGUCCGCCUAAUGAAAUUCCCGUAACUACAUCAACUAUCGCACAAUUAUUAGCAUACGCUGAUACGGCAUGAUACUGAAGCUAGGUCAUAUGCAACGCACGAAGAUAGAAUGACAUCAAAGAAUGAUGAUUAUCCCAAAGUUACGUAUAAUGAAGGAGUUACUGCAAAACCAACCGGGAGCUCGGAGCACCAGCUUCUUAUGCAGGCAAUAAGUACAUGUGCCGGACAAUUAGUACAACAGCUUAUUCAAAAGAAUCCCCAGAUUGUCCAUGAAAGAGGUUGGCAUGGACAGACAGCAUUACAUAAAGCUUGUCUCAUCGGAGACUACUCAAUGUGUUUUAUCCUACUGGACAGUGGAGCUGAUCCAAAUGCUCCAAACGAUUUUGAUGAAACACCUCUACAUUAUGCCUGCAAAAGGGGUGUUCCAACUGUAAUACAUUUGCUAGUGCAAAAGGGAGGUAACUUGGAUUGUGUGGAUAAAAAUGGAAUGAACAUGUGUCAUCAUGCUGCUCAGACAGGAAGUGUCUUUGCUUUGAUUUACUUGUACACGUUAAGGCCAAGCUAUCCACACGUCAACAAAAAAUUCCAGCUUCCGCUCCAUAUAGCUUGUCACUUUGGACAUGUAGAUGCAUUUAGAUACCUUUUGAAAAAAGAAAAAAGUGAUCUGAAACAAGCUGAUGCUGAUGGAAACAACGUUUUACACAUUGCUGCCAGAGAGGGACACCAGGGAUUAUGUUGGGAUAUCCUGAAAACUUCAUGCGGUCAAGUCAUACAUGCUGAAAACAAUGAUGGCUAUACACCAGCAGAUCUGGCAUCUCAAAGGGACAAGUAUGGACACAAAGUUAUAGCUCCAAUCCUACGAGAUCUGAGGAAACACAAACCUUUAAAUUUCAUGGUGACCGAUCCAAGAUGGCUAUGGUACUGGACAUUACUAAAACCUUUCUUGAUUUAUCUGUUCCUCUUGAUAUUGAUAACUAUUUUUGAUGCAGCGUAUGGUGAAGGGUACCAAGGUUUCAUAAUGAUAGUGGGAAUAUGUUAUCUCUUGUGGACAAUGUCGAAAAACAUCCACAGACUUGAUCAUAUAAGCAGAAUGCCUAAUCCAAUAUUUGCUGGAGCAUUUGGUGCUGGUUUAGUACACACAACUGCACACUACUGGUUAUAUCUCAGUCCUCUUACUGGAAAUUACACCACUUUAAGUAUACUGUCUGUAAUACUAAUGAUAAUUACAUAUUAUAUGUAUUAUUUAUUAAUUACCAGAAAUCCAGGUGUAGUAACACAGUCCAAGUUUGAUUCAGUCGGUAACAGGAAGAUGACCAUUGUAGAUUUGUGUAUACCACAGCAAAAAUUGGACGACUAUUGUACAUUUUGUGAGAUUGUUAAACCAAUGAGAACAAAGCACUGUCGUUUAUGUGAGCAAUGUUUUGAAGAGAUGGAUCAUCACUGCCUGUUCCUUCUCAAAUGUGUGGCUAAAAACAACCAUGUCCUGUUCAUCUGGUUCCUGAUUGUUUGCGUCUUAUCAAUGAUCAUUUAUGAAAUUCAUAUCUCAAUAUACAUCUCCAUGGUAACAAUAGACAUUACAUGGGGUAGAAUACUUUAUAUUCUAUUUUAUGAUGAUGCUUGGACAUUUAGUCUAGCACUAGCUAAUGCAGUUUCAAUUUUAUGGGGGGUGAAUUUGAUCCGAUUCCAGUUAUCAGUAGUAUCAAAAGGACAGCUUACUGCCAUUCAUGUCUAUACUAAAAAGCAAAGUGCUCUCACAACUGAGGAAAAGUUUUGGAACAUUAUAAACUUUUUGAGAUUUAGACCACCAUAUGCAAAAGAUCCAUAUUUAGCAGCUCAAAACUUAAUUCAAGUAUAAUAUCUUCAUAAAAUAUCAAUUAAUUGGGUUUUUUAAAGUUCUGUAAAUUGUAUUGGUCUUCUUGUUGACCAACAUAGCAAGACAUCAUAACUAUUUUUGGCUGUUACAUGUAUUUGAACAUAAAUUUUUAUUCAUGACAGCAUUGUCAAAGUAUGAAUCAAAUGAGAGGAGAUGUGGGUAUACAUUUUUGAGACAGCAGCCCAACAAGACAAAUAACUAAAAGACAUAUAGAGGUCAAUACAGUCUUCAACAAUAAACAGUUGUCUGUACAAUAAUAUCAAUAACCAAAUUGUUCAGAGUUUAAAACAUUGUACAUGUAUAUAAAUUAAAAAGAAAAUAUCCAACAUCUGCCAUCAACACCAAAUUCUACAAAUAACAUAAAAAAAACAUUAGAUUUGACAUAAGAUAAAAAAAUGUGAAUAUGAUUGACACCUACUCUGAGAUCACUUUGGCCUAUUACCAAAAUAAAGUCAGAGUCUUGAUUCAGUAUACUUUGUAAAAUCUACUGGUACAGUACAUACAAGUUGAUUCAGUAAAAAAUCUUUCUUAGUGGUGAUUAUUCAAUGCUCAUGAUUGGUUGGGAUUCAAAAACCUCUUUGUAUAUUCAAUAGAUAUUAUAUGACAAGGUCAUAAAUCUAAGUGUUAUCACUCUAAAUCUCCAACAAGCACCCUGUUUCACUGUGUUUCACUAAAUGCCAGGAAGGGUGAUUUCUAAUAGUGUGUACUAAUCUAUGAAAUAGAAUGUGUUGAUGAUUUUAUCCAGACAGUCUGAUUUCCUACACAAGUAAUCAUGACGGCCAUGAAAGAUAGAAAUGUAUUUGGAAUCCCAACCAUAUUGGUAUUCAUGCUCACCAUGAGAUUUCCUAAUUGUUGAUAAUGAAUAUAUGCUAAAUUCUGAGCAUUUAUAUGUACACAUUAUACUGUCAUAAAAUUGUUAUAUAUAGUUUCUAUCACUGCUUUGAGUGUGAUAAGAUAUUUCUCCUUGCAAGACAAUGAAAUUUUCGGCAAGUCUUUUAUUUUAAACAUCUAAAAAUUUUUGUUGUUUUUAGGAUGAAGUAGAUUUUUGAAAAAUAUAAAUCUUGAGGGAAUAAUUUAUUUUUUUUUAAAGACAAAAUAACUUAUCCAAUAUUAAAAAAUAUCAAAGGCAAUAAUUAAUAUAAAGAUCUUAUCAAUAUUUUGAUAUUAACAAAAAUACCAAAGGCAGUAAAGGGAAAUACGGUCUCUCUUAAACACCAAGAAAUUAUCUAAAAGAAAUAUUUUACAUAUAACAUGAUUAAGGUGAUACAAAUUGUGAUAUUUUAUUUUAUGAAUAUAAUUUUACAGCAAAUAACUGUUUGUGCAGAUACAUGUCCCUUAAUGAUGUUUUUUUUUUAAUCCGCAAGCAAUAUUGUCUAGUCUGAUUAAAGCUUUAAAUUUUCUUAUCAAUUCUUUUAUUAUAAGGUAUUUAAAAUGACGAAAAGUUCAAGAAAAUGGCCAAAUCUGAUGUUUCUGCUUAUUAAUAACUUGAGUAUGCUUAAUGAAACUAUUAUACAUUAAUGAAAUUGCUGAAAACAACUUUAAAUACAUAAUACAAGGAACCUCUAUACACAGGUCCAGUUUGAAUUUCCUUCAUUUCACAGAUAUUCCUCCAAGGAGUUAUAAGAAUAAAUAGAUAAAGUUAUGUUCUAGUUCAAUCUCAACCUUAUUUUGCAUAUGGCUAAGUUUGUCUGACUCUCUCAUCUGAUUUGGCAGUGUUUUCUUUGUUUCAGGACACAUUCUUCUUUAUUUAAAAUGUCACUCCCUUUUAAAAGUUGAAAUGAUUUGACAAAUUUCUUCAAAUUUCAUCAGAUUCUAAGGAAAGCUGAUCAAAGUAUGAAUAAUAUAAAAUUGCAAAAAGAAGCAUUCAAUUUUAAAGUAAUGGCAAAUAUAACAUUCAUGCAAAAUGUAAAUUUAAAAGAUGUGAUAUACAAUGCAAGGGCUAUUGCAUCGGUAUUGUUGAACAAUAUUCCUGGUAGAAUAUUAAUUUCACUUACCAGUUUCCCAAGCAUUGGUGCAAUAACUCUAUAAUCCAACUCUGAAUCCAUUGUCUUCUGGUUUAAUCUGUCCUAUGGUUGCUGUCACAUAAGUCUUCUGGUUUAAUGAAUCCUUUGGGUUGCUGUCACAUAAAUCUUUUAUGUGUAAUUGGAAUUAUUUCUUAUUGUUUGUAUAAUAGUUUUUGUGUCAUCAUAUCCUUGACUUUUCCCCCAAUUGAUAGAAUUACACCAAUUUUGAAAGAUAAAGAAAACGAAGUUGACAAAGAAAUCAACAGUGUGAUAUGGAAAGUAGUAAUUGACUUGUUCUAUUUUAUCGCUAUUUUUAAAAAUUUUGCUUGAUCUUUUUGUGUGAUAAUUUUCAAUGUUAAGCUAUUCGAUCCACUGUGAUUUUUUUUCUCAAUCAGAGUGUGAACACAAUGACGUCAUAUGCCGAGGUCAUUAACAUUGCCUAGGAAAAUAGUGAUAGACAGAUUAUCUAUGAUCUUUCAGCUCAAGGAAAUUUCUGCGCUACAUCUCAUCUCAGGACUAUAGCCCUUCAAUGAGAUUGUAGCAAAGAAACUCCCUCUUGUUUUCAAAACCAUAGAUACCAUAUAAUAAUUGAAUAAUUUAAAAUAUACAUUGCAUAUAAAUUAGAAAAGUGUGGGGAAUUUAUGGGAAGUUAAUUUAUAAAUAGAAAUUGUAUCAAUAAAUUUGUAGCAUUUAUCAUGUGUAAACAUUUUCAAUACUUUUAUAGUUCUUCAUUGACAGUAAACUGUAUUUAGUUUGUAGUUUUUCUGUGUAUUUAUUUUAUAUUAUAAAAUCUAUUUUUGCAAUAAAGGUGUGAUAAACUA